Notothenia coriiceps (black rockcod) is the source of this 473-nucleotide messenger RNA. Its product is annotated as complement factor B-like. The coding region runs from base 1 to 375 and encodes 124 amino acids. The record is from RefSeq and is a predicted model, not a curated record. Gene Ontology annotation, molecular function: serine-type endopeptidase activity. NCBI's taxonomy places the organism in Eukaryota, Metazoa, Chordata, Actinopteri, Perciformes, Nototheniidae. Gene Ontology annotation, biological process: response to bacterium; complement activation; proteolysis. The transcript is spliced from 4 exons. Gene Ontology annotation, cellular component: extracellular exosome.
AUGUGGGAUACUUGGAGACCCAGCUGUGUGGAGAAGGCGAGGCAAACACUCAAAGACCCCACCAAUGUGACUUUGGAUGAGUACAUACCGGACAGAUUCCUGUGUACUGGGGGGUCCACAGCAUACAAGGACCCCAUCACCUGUAAAGGGGACUCUGGUGGAUCCCUUUAUCUGCAAAAAAGAAAGCGUUACUUUCAGGUGGGAGUCGUGAGCUGGGGCACCACAAACAUAUGUGACGCAGGCCUCAGAGGGACCAGCGACAAUCCGCCUCCCGAUGCACGAGACUUUCACAUCGACCUUUUCAAGAUAAUGCCGUGGCUGAAACAGCAUCUGGGUCAAGAGAUCCAGUUCCUGCCCGAGGUCGAACACCAAUAAUCCAUCAGCUGAGAACCGCCAAGAUUUACGCCAAAAUAACGUAAUGCAGUUUUCAAAAUAGCUCACACAGGAAUAAAGGACAAUCGUAGAGAGUGCUA